This is a messenger RNA of Sycon ciliatum, 744 nucleotides long. RefSeq lists its product as uncharacterized. Gene Ontology annotation, molecular function: transmembrane protein transporter activity. Gene Ontology annotation, cellular component: mitochondrial inner membrane; TIM23 mitochondrial import inner membrane translocase complex. Lineage: Eukaryota; Metazoa; Porifera; Calcarea; Leucosolenida; Sycettidae. The coding region runs from base 87 to 620 and encodes 177 amino acids. The record is from RefSeq and is a predicted model, not a curated record. Gene Ontology annotation, biological process: protein import into mitochondrial matrix. The transcript has 7 exons.
UAAUGGAUCGAUCAGGCGUGGUCGAUCAAGCAGCUUGAAACAGAAAGUCGUGUCUCUCUUUUUCUUGUGCGUCGUCUGAAAAUGAGAUGGCUGGGGAAGCAGACUUUCCUCCAAUUAGCAACCCCUACGCUGCUAUAGCGGGGCAGCUGUCGCCAUACAGGAUCGAUCCUUCUGUACUCAAGGAGGAGUCAGAAUUUAUUCUUCCCCUUGGCUCUGAAGGUAAAAAGUCCCAUGGAGAACGACUGCUGUGGUCAACGGGUACAGGCUACAUUGGUGGCCUUGUCCUGGGAUCGGGAUGGGGUGUUGUGGAAGGCAUAAGUCGCUCCACGGAGCUGUCAUCCAAGCUGCGAUUGAACAGCGUGCUGAACAGCAUAGGUAGAAGAGGACCGCUACUUGCCAACGGUUUGGGUGUCGUAGUCCUGAUGUACCGCAUGACGGACUCAGCCAUCAUCAAGGCACGUGGAAAUGUAGACGAUGAGUUCAAUCAAGUCGGCAGCGGUGCACUGGCCGGUGUUCUCUACAGGUGUACGGCUGGACCACGCGCAAUGGCCACUGGUGGAAUCCUCGGGUUGUUGGCAGGUGGCACUUUUUGUCUCAUGAAGAAGACAAUAUUUUCUUAGGCUGGAAUCAUCAUUUUAUUUAUAGACCUAAUUCAAGUUGCCCUGUAUUUUUUUUAUUCUAUGUCUGAACAGCUUGAGUUCUUGUUUUGUUUAGGAUCAGCAUGAAAUGUUGCGCUAAGACCAA